GGAGACCGUACGUGUGUCCGUGUACGUCAAUCCUAUCGCACCUGGGGAGGUCUCUGUCGCUGAAGAAAGCUCGCGACUUUGAGUGUGAUUCCGUUCCGAUCGAGAGGGAAAUCCGUGGCCCAAGUGAUCGCCGCGGUAUCGUUUUCCUUUUGCUAUCGCUGUGUGACUUUUUUCGUUUACUUCUGUUAUUGUGCCGUCGCCGUUUGAAAAGUGUGCAGCAAACAUCAACCCACCAGUAAAAAAAAACAGGCGAAAAAUAAAUUAGAGCAGAAUAACCAAGUCAGGAUGCUUCCACUGCUCGUGGCACUGGUGCUGAGCACCUUGGCCACACUGAACGCCCUUCCCAAUGGCGCCCCGACGUCCGUGUGUGACAACAUGCUUCCGUUCCACGGCGGUGGCAUCCCGCCGCUCACCACCAAGACGCCAUUCACGAUCACGCCCCAGUCGUCGGUGAUCGGCAGCGGGCAAACGCUGAAGUUGGACAUCGAAUCCUUCCCGGCCAACAUCGUGUUCAAGGGCUACAUGCUGCAGGCCCGUCAGGUCGAUCCGCCGAACAGCAUCGUUGGGCACUUCGUAAGCACCGACACCGACGCCAUCAAGCUCAUCGAGUGUCAGGGCCCGAACGAUACGGCCACACACACCUCGACCAGCCAGAAGCGCGACCUAACGCUGGAGUGGACCGCACCGGAAGGCUUCGUCGGGGACGUCGUGUUCAACGCAACCAUCGCGCAGGAUUACGACAAGUUCUGGGUGGGCAUUCCUUCCGAUCCGGUGCGAGUGGUGGCCAGCCAGACGACGGUGGCUCCGGGAUCGAGCCCCACGAAGCGACCGGCCACGACAACCACGGUGCCACCGUAUCGGCCUCCGCAGACCUCGGCCCCGGUGGCCGUGGAUCCGAUCUACGCCGGUUGCGGCGAGAGCAAGGGUUGCUUUGGCUUCCCGGACGGUUGCGUCGACAGCCAGGACUGCCGGGCGGUGGUCACCAUCGCCGUGCUUGGAGCACGUUACGUAUUUGAACUGAAAUCUGGACACAAUCGGCCAGCGUAUGUCGCGUUCGGUCUGUCCAACGAUGCCAAGAUGGGUGACGAUUCGGUGCUGGAGUGCGUCCCGGAGCAGGGAACGGUUAAUGCUUACGCUUCGUGGACCAACGUUGGACCUUACGGAUCAACCCGCGUGGGAGUGCCACAAAACAUCUUCCAAGUGCUGGAGAAAUCCUAUAACGAUGGCACGAUCUACUGCAAGCUGGAACGCAAUGCCGUCAGCACGGUCAAGGGCCAGAAGUUUGAUCUGAUGAGCGACAAGUUCCAUCUUCUACUCGCCGCUGGCUCGUCCGUGGAAUCAACAAACGUCAACUAUCACGACAUCGGACGUCACGUGUCCGGAACGCCGCAAUCGCUGGCAGAGGUUGGCCCGGUGCAGGGAUCGUCCAAGCUGUUGCUACGCCUGCACGGUGCCUUCAUGAUCACGGCCUGGAUCGGUACGGCGUCGCUCGGCAUCCUGCUCGCCCGUUACUUCCGCCAAACGUGGGUCGGUAGCCAGAUGUGUGGAAAAGAUCAGUGGUUUGCGUGGCAUCGGUUCCUGAUGGUGCUCACGUGGGCGCUCACCGUUGCUGGAGUUGUGGUGAUUUUCGUCGAGAUCGGUGGCUGGUCGCAGGUGCGCAACCCGCACGCCAUCCUCGGCGUGGUCACGACCGUCCUGUGCUUCCUGCAGCCGCUCGGUGCCUUCUUCCGGCCGCAUCCCGGCUCCAGCAAGCGACCGUGGUUCAACUGGCUGCACUGGCUCGGCGGAAACCUGGCACACGUGAUCGCGAUCGUGGCAAUCUUCUUCGCCGUCCAGCUGCAGAAGGCCGAGCUACCGGACUGGAUGGACUUCAUUCUGGUCGCGUUCGUCGCGUUCCACGUGUUUAUGCAUUUGAUCUUCUCCAUUUUCUCCUGGGUACAGAUCGGUGGGUGCGUGAGCGAGCGAAGAAGUGGCCAGCGAGUGACGUCCUUCCCGAUGGCCGACAUGACCCCGUCGCGAAACUCCAUGAGCUCCAGCGAACGCAAACAGGAUGCUGCUUUCUCGGGCUUCCGCAAGUCGAUGCUGUUCCUGUACAUUCUCAUCGUGCUCGGUCUGGUCAUCGCCAUGGUGGUAAUUGUCGUGCUGGCGCCGAUCGAAACGGCCUACAACAACAUCAAGGAGCAGAUCAUGAACUAAGGAGUGUCAAGUGGAAUGCUAACGCGAUCGAUCGAGUAACCAUGGAAACGAUUGCGAUGGUCCCGGAGCAGUUUGUGUAUAUUACUUUUCUAGAGAGCUUUCUAGCAGGCCGGUAAUAUAAGGGCACAACUCAAACCAAGAAGUUAACCGUUAACCACACGAUCCACGUGACAUGUAGGGAAGAAAAUCCUUCGAGGCAGCAAGACGAGCUGAUGUCGAGUGUUGCCAGGAUUUGUUAUACGAUAUUGUAGAUAACAUAGUAUUCUUCACCCUCCUCUUUCUCCCACUCACCUAAUCCUUGUACGUACCCUUCGAAUAGUCCUAACAUUCCUGUUCUCCGUCUCAUCUAAGAGCGUCUUUUGAUAGUGUAUGAUUUGUCGACAACAUAAGGAUUGGAAACAUUAAACGUGCGGAUUCAGAUCGUUCGAUCGUCUAGCGUGAGAAGCGAUUAGGAACUAGCCGUCCCCAGCCGUUGUACAGUUUAAGCGUCACAUAUUUAUAGCCAGCCAAGUUUGAACGCUCGGGAUGGAUUGAUUGUUAAGCCAGGUGCCUUAAGGAUGAGCUUCAGAGCUUCCCGUUCCAUACUGUGGUUUUUUGUUGUUGUGUCCGUGCGCGUUUUGUGCCUCGUGUAAGAUGUACUACGCUGUUGUCUAAUUCCGUCUUCCCGUUUUCGACGGAACUCGGGUCGGAAAGUGUAUCUCACAUUGUUCAACCAUUCGUAAUCAAUCUUCGGGUCAGUAAAAGUAUUAGAUAGGAACCAAUCGGCGCCAAUAGGGUCAAGCAGGAAACCAUUCCAAGUAUGCUCGGAACAAGCAACACAAACACACGGAUAUAGAAGGGAAAUGAACAAACGAUCAACAUUGUGCCGUGCAGGAUGGUGCUGCGCAUUUCUAUAAGCAGGUUUUCUUUUAGAGCGUAUUUAAGUCGAAACAUAAUAAAUGUUGCCAUUGCUAAAAACAGUGUUCUGCUA
This is a messenger RNA of Anopheles coustani, 3166 nucleotides long. RefSeq names its product putative ferric-chelate reductase 1 homolog. Bases 286 to 2196 code for a protein of 636 amino acids. The record is from RefSeq and is a predicted model, not a curated record. The transcript has 9 exons. NCBI's taxonomy places the organism in Eukaryota, Metazoa, Arthropoda, Insecta, Diptera, Culicidae. Gene Ontology annotation, molecular function: oxidoreductase activity, acting on metal ions.